Saccostrea cuccullata (small rock oyster) is the source of this 1524-nucleotide messenger RNA. RefSeq lists its product as uncharacterized. The transcript is spliced from 8 exons. Gene Ontology annotation, cellular component: mitochondrial outer membrane. NCBI's taxonomy places the organism in Eukaryota, Metazoa, Mollusca, Bivalvia, Ostreida, Ostreidae. Gene Ontology annotation, biological process: mitochondrial protein catabolic process; mitophagy by internal vacuole formation. The record is from RefSeq and is a predicted model, not a curated record. The coding region runs from base 97 to 1227 and encodes 376 amino acids.
UUAGGAGCCUCUUGAUUUUUGUUUGCCGUUGUCAUGAAAAUCCCGUGAAAACGAAACAGGAAGUAGAAUCUGAACACAGCUUCUGAAGGAGAAGGAAUGGGUGACGGAUAUCGUCAUUUGAAAAAAGUUGUGGAAUGCAUAGAAAACAGACAAUAUUACGAAAAUGAUUUCAGCAAUUCUGAUGUAGAGUACGCAAAGAGAGAAUUGGCGGCCAUAUGUCAGGCCCUGACGACUGUACCUGCCUUUGUUCAGGUAGAUUUGCUCAAAUUUCUUGAUUUGGCAGAAUCAAGAAAACCACAAGAAUUAAUUAGGUUUAAGAAGCAACAUGAAAUCAUGCCCAGAUAUUUAACGGUUGUAAAAGAUUUUGAACAGUCUUUGGAAUCAAGAGCCAGACCCUCAAAUGGAAGUGUGCACGGUUCACAUAGAGGAAGUGCCAAACCCUCAGAAAUUGGACCAAAUCCGGAACAUAAAGGAUCUGCAAAAUCAAUGACUUCAAAAACUAGUAACGAAAUGGCUCGUAAGGACAUGGAAAUUAAUGAACUUAAAAACAGAUUAAGCAAGGUUGCUGGGGAGAAACUGAGAAGCAACAAUCCCUCUAUAGCGGACCUCAGUGAUAUUAACAGACCAACUAAACUAGCGGAGUACUUUAAGGAACUUUACGACAACGAGUGGACCAAUGCUUAUGACGUACUACACAAAAAAUGGCAGCUUAGAAACGAAGAAGAUAUUGUCAAGAAACUUGGUAAAAUGUUAAAGAUGGCUUAUGAGUUUUGCCUUGAAGAAGCAAGAAAACACAGAGAAAAAAUCCGAGAAACAUUAGUAUAUCCCGUUGGAAUUCAUCUAACACUAAAUGCCAGUGUAGAGCCAAAUGUUGAGGAAAAACUGCGCCCCAAAGUCCGUCAGAUACAAAGAGAAACGGGCGUCUACGCCAUCCCUGCCAUACAGGAGAUGUUUCAGCAACACCAUGAAAAAGAAAUUAAAAUGAACGACUGGGACGAAUCACGGGAAAUAAUGACUUACAUCAAAAGCUGUGUACAAAUUUGCUGGCUAUUUGCCAUUCAAGAUCCUGCUAUGCAGUUAUGGUGGCCAAAAGAACAGAGUAAAAUUGAUGAGGAUGUCAAAGAAUUUACCAAACGGGGAACUGUAAUCAGUUACGUCGUGUGGCCAACAUUAUAUUUACAUAGAAAUGGUCCUCUGAUGUCCAAAGGUGUCGUCCAACCAGUCUGAUAACCAGCUGAUCAAUUUUCAAUGAUUUGAAAAGGAAUUUAUUUUCACAUUGAGUGAUCACAAUUUAAAAGUUUGCUGAUUUUUUUGUUUCUGCUCUGAGUUAACGUUGGGAAAAAAAAUGAAGGAAACACCUAAAACUAUAUUUCUUAGAAACUAUGAUCAAGAAUACUGAUAUGCUGUAGUAAGUGAGACGGAAAAUACUAAAUAAAUACUAGUACCUGAAAUAGAUAUUGGCAUACACCCACUACAACUUAUUUUGUAGCUAAAGUUGAAAAGAUAAAUUGUAUUAAAAGCAUA